Messenger RNA from Cryptomeria japonica (Japanese cedar), 1934 nucleotides. Its product is annotated as UDP-glycosyltransferase 92A1. The record is from RefSeq and is a predicted model, not a curated record. The transcript has a single exon. The coding region runs from base 174 to 1727 and encodes 517 amino acids. Lineage: Eukaryota; Viridiplantae; Streptophyta; Pinopsida; Cupressales; Cupressaceae. Gene Ontology annotation, molecular function: UDP-glycosyltransferase activity.
UCCUCAGCCAAACAAGGACCACAUUACUGUCCACGAGAUAGUUCGGAGAAUGCGACACGAUACCAUUGCCGUUUGAUUCUGUGACUGUCAAAACUUCAAGUUGUGAUAACAAGCUCCAAUUAGGAUUUGCCAAUCAGAGCCCUUUCCACCUGCUCACUGCAAUCCUAUCUAUAAUGGCCCCUUCUGCGGAUUGCAGAAAUCCAUCCGGCGAGGACAGGCAGAAGCAUCAUGUGGUGAUGUUUCCAUUCAUGGCGCAGGGCCAUAUCAUUCCCUUCAUCCAGCUUUCUAACCUCCUUGCCGCUCGAACAGGAUUCACCAUCACCAUCGUAAGCACUCCUCUCAACGUUCAGGCCUUAACACCCACCAUUCAAUCUGCCCACCAAAAUGACUCCGCUCUUGACAUACGCCUAGCGGAGCUCCCUUUCUCCAGUGCCGAUCAUGGCUUACCACCGCAUACAGAGAACACUGACUCGCUGCCUUACUCACAGGUCCUUACUCUCAUGGAAGCCGCAGAGUAUUUGCAACCCCACUUCGAGAAUCUGAUCCGCAGGAUCUGCUCAGAAGAUGGGCGCACUCCGCUUUGUAUCAUCAGCGACAUGUUCCUGGGCUGGACCCAAGACGUCGCCGACCUGUUUGGAAUACCCAGAAUCUUCUUUCUCACCUGUGGCGUUUAUGGCACCUUGCUCUAUUACUCUAUGUGGAAUCAUUUGCCCCAUACCAAGACCGACUCAGAAGAGUUUAUUCUCCCAGAUUUGCCUCAUAUUUCUUUGCAUCGAUCUCAGCUCCCCACUAACAUAAAAAUGGCGACUGGAACGGAUCCCUGGAGCUUGUUUCAGGCUCGCCAUAUAUCUCCCAAUAUGCGCAGCUGGGGAUUUAUAUGCAAUUCCUUCGAACAGAUUGAGCACCGCUAUUUGGAACACCUCAGAAAAUCCACAGGCAGGCCUGUCUGGGCGGUUGGCCCUCUCCUCCCUCCAGAAUUUAUUUCUUCCACUCAAUCUCACGCCGUCCGUGACCAGUUAUUGCAAGGUAAGGAAGCAAAUGGAGCCAGCGAUGCAAUUUCCUGCUUGCGCUGGCUCGAUUCUCAGAUUGUUUCCAGUGUGCUCUAUGUUUCUUUCGGCUCACAGAACACGAUCUCUGCGUCGAAUAUGAAAGAAUUGGCAUUGGGUAUGGAAUCAAGUGGGCAGCCUUUCAUAUGGGUAGUGAGGCCGCCGAUUGGCGUACCGUCGACUAAGGAGUUUUCGUCAGAGUUUCUUCCGGAUGGGUUUGAAGAGCGAAUGAAGGUCAAAAAUCAGGGACUAGUUAUUAAGAAAUGGGCGCCCCAGCGUGAGAUUCUGUCCCAUCCUUCGACCGGAGGAUUUUUGAGCCACUGUGGAUGGAAUUCGACACUGGAGAGUCUGAGCCAGGGCGUUCCCAUGAUUGGAUGGCCAAUCGCGGCAGAGCAGUAUUUCAAUUCGAAGCUUCUAGAAGAGGAGGUCGGGGUGUGUGUGGAGAUUUGCAGAGGAAGUGAGGGAGAAUUGACGAAGGAGAAGGUGGAGAGGACGGUGAAGAUGUUGAUGUGGGAAGAGAAAGGCGGUGGGAUGAGAGAAAGAGCUGCGGCCAUGAGAGAUGCUGCCAGAAAAGCAGUAAUGGACAACGGAGAAGGAGCCGAGAAAGGCUCGUCCGUUUGUUAUGUUGACGACAUGAUACAAAAUAUUCUUACCACUUCUUGCCUGUCUCGAUCCUUGUAAAAAGUGAUAACCUUUCAAAACUAAUUUUCACGUUUAAUUGUUCCCGGACAUUGAAUGGCUCAGUUGCCGCUGCUAAUGUAUUCAUUUCGUAUGGGGUAGAACCAGUAUCUGCUAAGUUAGAGUUCCCUACGUAACCUACAAAAUAUUAAAAAAAAAGAGUCAAGAUGGCAUUUUAUAAAUGAUCUUGAAUGGUAAAUGAAUCAUUAU